UUCCUUGUCAAGAUGGAGGCUCCUUUGACUGUGCUCCUGCUCGUAGCCGUUACGGUCCGUGCUGCUCUCUUCAGGUCCAGUUUAGCGGACUUAAUUGCGGAGAGGGUGGAGGUGGUGUCACCUUUAACCGCCUGGAAGAGAGUGAUUGAAGGUUUGGCUCUGCUUGAUUUGGGAGUUUCACCGUACUCAGGAGAUGUUUUCCAUGAGACUCCUCUCAUCAUUUACCUCUUUCACUUUGUUGUGGACUAUGCAGAGGUAACAUUUAUGUUAGCAGAUGCCAUCACUGCUGUGGCGCUCUACAUGGCAGUGAAAGACUACAACAAACAAGUGUUCAGAAAGCAGAAAUUUGCCUUGGAGGCAGAUCGCUACCCCCUCGACUGCCUGGAGCUCAUCAGAAGCCCCAAAGAAAUGCACUACAUCCCUCUGAAAGUGGCCAUGUUUUAUCUCUUGAACCCAUUCACCAUCCUGUCCUGUGUCGCCAAGUCAACCUGCGGUCUGAACAACUCCGUCAUCGCCCUCUUCGUCCUCUUCACGAUAAAGGGAAAUGUCUUGCUUAGUGCCAUAUUUCUGUCCUUGGCCACGUAUCAGUCCAUCUACCCUCUCACUCUGUGCGCUCCAGCACUGCUGUAUUUGAUGCAGCGGCAGUACAUCCCCGUGAACUAUCGGCGGGCCAGCUUCUGGUGGUUCGUCGUGCAGUACGCCUUCAUGUACCUGGGCAGCCUGUUCGUCAUCAUCUGUCUCUCCUUUUUCCUGCUCGGCUCCUGGGACUACCUGCCCUCUGUCUACGGCUUCAUUCUCUCAGUACCAGACCUGACCCCGAACAUCGGCCUCUUCUGGUAUUUCUUUGCCGAGAUGUUUGAACACUUCCGCCUCUUCUUCCUCUGCGUCUUUCAGAUUAACGUUUUCUUCUACACCAUCCCGCUGUCCAUCAAACUCAAGGAGCAUCCAGUGUUCCUGAUCUUCAUGCAGUUAGCCGUGAUCUCCAUCUUUAAGUCUUACCCUACGGUGGGAGACAUCGCUCUCUACCUGGCCUUCCUUCCUGUCUGGAGUCACCUGCACAGAUUCUUGAGGAACAUCUUCCUGGUGUCCUGCGUCCUGUUGGCCUGUUCGGCUCUGUUCCCGGUUCUCUGGCACCUCUGGAUCUACGCCGGCAGCGCCAACUCCAACUUCUACUACGCCAUAACACUGCUGUUCAAUGUGGCACAGAUCCUGCUGGUGUCUGAUUAUUUCUACGCCUUCUUGAGGAGAGAGCACCACCUCACCUAUGGACUGUACCUGAAGAGGAAAGACGGCUCUGAGGCUACGCUAGUUCUUAAAUAAAACACACACGCUCAGACGGCCUCUGUCAGUCAGGGAGAAACUGCUCGCAACAAACAAACUGAGGAGGACAAAAGACUCAAAGCCAAACUGGUUCUCUGACGAGACACGCAGAACAUGUGUCUGGUACAGCGUCAUGUGCAAAUGACAGAACUACAUUGUACUACACUACAGACACAUGCAGAUGUUGGAUGUAGAAAUCUGGCUCCUGCCAAGUGUGACAGCAGCUAAACAUCACUCACCUCUUCUGCUCUUCUGGAGUGCUCUUAUUUUGAAGCCUCACUUCACCUGGAACCCACCUGUGAGGGGGCAGCUUUUAUUUUGAAGCCUACUUCUUCCUUCCAGCCAUUCUUCAAGAGUUUUAUUUUGACGCUCUCUUCGCUCCUGUAACUCCAUCCUGACCAGCUUUUAUUUUGAAGUUUCCUGCUGAUGUCAUAGUUCCUGAUGACAUCCCACACACAUUUUGUUUGUGUUGUUUCAUGUUUACGUGAUUAUGUUUGUCUAAACACUGGGGCUCGCUGUGGCGGGAAAACGAAGAGGAAAUCCUUUUAUGGGUUUAUCUGGAAGCAACAAGCGUCCAUUAUCUCUCACACAACUUUCUCACUGUUUGCUUUUCACCCUGUUUUUUCUGCUAAUGAACAAACUCCAGAUGAUCAGUGUUGCAUCUCAAGUGAAAACCAGUCAAACCAGUACUAACCUCAUCAUGGUACAGGGAACGUAACAGAACCUGGGACAGCGAUAGCUUCAGCUGCAUUGUGAUGGCUAAAGCCCGGACAGUUUGUUUCUACUGGACAGAGAGCAUGUCGGACAAAGACAACAGUGAUUGUGCUUUAAAGUGCUGGGUUCCGGAUCUGUGGAGAGCAGAGACAGGAGACAGGAGACGGGAGACAGGUCCUGUGGUGCCCAAGUGUUUUUACCAACUGUCAGAAUCAGAGCUUCAUAAUAUUUACAAACUCCUCAUUACUGCAGUUUGGCUCAUGUAAGAGUCAGGCCUUUGUUUCUAAUUUUUCUUUGUUCCCAAUUGAUUCAAACUCAAAACGUCCUCCAUCUUGUCCUGUUGAAUUAAUUAAUUCACUUUAAUGUCCAUAAUGUCCAGUUCCACAGCUCUAAGUCCAUCAGUGCUGUAACAUGAGUCACAUCAGGUGUUUGAACGUCAGCAUCAGAGUGGUGAACAUCACUCUGAUGCUGUGCUGAUGAAUUAGUGCUGUGGAAAUGUGGUCGUACUGAAUCGACCAUGUGAGCUGCUGUCGUAGGCUCUGGCCUGUGUUUGACUGCGCUGCCCACGUCCACGGCUGUUGUUUGAAUACCGGCUUUUACGUGAGAGUUUACGGUAUUUUUGUCUAUUUCUGUUAUUUAACAAAGUUGCUAUUAAAUUUACAUUUAAUGAAUCGCUCCCCAUGAAUGUGUUUCCUU
Molecule: messenger RNA, 2730 nt
Organism: Toxotes jaculatrix (banded archerfish)
Lineage: Eukaryota; Metazoa; Chordata; Actinopteri; Toxotidae
Gene: pigu
Product: phosphatidylinositol glycan anchor biosynthesis, class U
Exons: 12
Coding region: 13-1320 (435 amino acids)
Biological process (GO): attachment of GPI anchor to protein; protein localization to cell surface
Cellular component (GO): membrane; GPI-anchor transamidase complex
Source: RefSeq, a predicted model, not a curated record